Messenger RNA from Mya arenaria, 3707 nucleotides. RefSeq lists its product as uncharacterized. The transcript has 9 exons. The record is from RefSeq and is a predicted model, not a curated record. NCBI's taxonomy places the organism in Eukaryota, Metazoa, Mollusca, Bivalvia, Myida, Myidae. Gene Ontology annotation, biological process: cell surface receptor signaling pathway; adenylate cyclase-activating G protein-coupled receptor signaling pathway. Gene Ontology annotation, molecular function: G protein-coupled receptor activity. Gene Ontology annotation, cellular component: plasma membrane. Bases 202 to 2592 code for a protein of 796 amino acids.
UGAAACGGUUUUCCGUUUUUCGAUAGAAAGCUAUGCGUGCUUGCUAUCAUUGAUUGACAAAUACAGGUUUUAGAAGUUGAUAUUGACUUAUAUAUGCUUAACUAAUUCUGAACAUUUGCUGCAAAGGAACUAUCUGUUGUUUUUUUAACUUAUUUUAAAUAAAAAAUAACAUGUUAUAUAAAACAUAAAUAGAUAAAAGUGAUGUAUUGCAACACUCCCCAAAACGCCACGCCACCAGGUGUUGAGGUCAUUUCUGCAAUAAGCUGCACAUUGUCAGUCUUCGGCGCUAUUGUGAUUUUUAUAACAUACAUUUUAAUACCGGAAAUAAGAAACACAACAAGGAAAUUGAUCAUAUGGUUGACUGUUGCAGACCUCGUUACUUCUCUUGGUUACAUGGCAUCUUUCAUCUACAAUGAAUCAGAUAAUGUUAGCGAAUAUACGAAUACGACCUUGUUCUGUAAAACACAAAGUGCUGUGACGACAUACUCAAGUCUGGUGUCCUUCUUCUUGACAAUCUCAAUUGCUUUUCAUCUCCUGUUGGCAGUCUUCCGCCCACAGAAUAGCCCACGUCGUCUCAUUUUGCCUAUAGCCAACAUUAUCAGUUGGGGUGUACCAGGUAUUAUUAUCUGUGUGGCUCUGAUGGAAAAUAUGCUCGGAAGGGAAGUAAACGAUUCACCGACUGUCGGAACGGGAUCAUGGUGCUGGGUCAAAUGUAAAGAAAGCAACCCCCAAAAGACACUGUUUUACAUGUAUCUUACCGGGAAAGGCUUUGAAAUACUGUGUUACGUGAUCACAGCCGCUCUAUAUGUUUUAAUGAAACUGCGAAUGUAUCUCGUAUAUAGAAAUAGAAGACUUCAUGAUAUUCAGUCAGAUCUACGGGACGAUGACAAGAAUUUUGUAUAUGUUUGGCUGGUCUUUCUGAUGAUUCGUAUUUGGGGCACGAUCAGAUUCUAUCUACGAGUAAUCCCCGAUAAAACCAGUGAUGUAAUUGAAGGGGUUGAUAGAGUUUUAAUAUACUUCCAGGCCAUUGGGGACCCCAGCCAAGCUUUCUGUAACUGCAUACUGUUUUGCAUACUAGAUGGUGAAAUUUGGAAAAAGAUUCUGGGGUACAUUUGGGGUACAUCUGGGGUAUGUAGGCCAUCACAUGCGCAUAACAAUAAUAUGGUUGAUAUUGAAGAUACAGACAACGACGUUGACAUAAAUAGAGACAGUGAUUGUAUUCCACUGUUUGGUCAGAAUUAUUUUGGAAGACGGAGAUAUGGCUCUUGUAGUGAGCUCGUCGAGGAAACUACUAAUCAACAUAAGGGCCGUUUUGAACGCAUGCAUAAAACCACGGGAAGAUCUCAAGAGAUACCACUUGCAUGGAAACCGAACGUUAAUACGAACUUAACAAAUGGUAUGAUAUACAAGUUUUAUAUACUCUAUAAAACAAAGAUAAAAGGCGUGAUGUAUUGCAACAAUCCCAACAACACAACGCCAGCAAACGUGGAGGCCAUAUCGGCAGUAAGCUGCACCUUGUCAAUCUUGGGCGCUAUCGUGAUCUUUAUGACAUACAUAUUCAUACCGGAAAUACGGAACACCACGAGGAAAUUGGUCACGUGUUUGACUGUUGCAGACCUCUUUACUCCUCUUGGUUAUUUGACCUCCAUCAUAUACCAUGAAUCAAAAACGGGUCCAAAUGAUAUCCUGUUCUGUACAAUACAGAGUGUUGUGACCACAUACUCAAGUCUGGUGUCAUUCUUCUUGACAGUCUUCAUUGCUCUGCAUCUCUUUUUGGCAGUCCUCCGUCCGCAGAAUAGCCCACGUGGUCUCAUUUUGCCUGUGGCUAACAUUAUAAGUUGGGGUGUACCAGCUAUCAUUAUAAGUGUGGCGCUGGCUGAAAAUAUGCUCGGAAGGGAAGCACACGAUUCAACGACUAUCGGAACGGGGUCGUGGUGCUGGGUCAAAUGCAAAGAAAGCGACACCCACAAGACACUGUUUUACAUGUAUUUUACCGGGAAAGGCUUUGAAUUGCAGUGCUAUUUGUACACAGCGGCUCUCUAUGUUUUAAUGAAGCUGCGAAUACAUCUCGUACACAGACACAAAAGCCUUCAUGCUAUCCGGCCAGAUUUACGGGACGAUGACCAGAAUUUCGUUUAUGUGUGGCUGGUCCUUCUCAUGAUACGUAUUUGGGGUACGAUCCGAUUCUUUCUACGAGCAAUCCCCAAGAGUGCCAGUGAUGUGAAUGAAGAAAUGGAAAGAGUUGAUAAGGUAUUAACAUACUUUCAGGCCAUUGGGGAUCCAAGCCAAGCCUUUUGCAAUUGCAUACUGUUUUGCUUACUAGACGGUGAUGUGCGGGCAAAAAUUAUGGGAUAUAUUUUAUGUAGGACCUCAAAUACUCAAACCAACUAUAUGGAUACUGUAGAAGAUACAGAAAAUGACUUUACGUCGGGUGUUGCCUCUAUUGGCAACGUUGAUUUUAGUCCUCUGUUUGGUCAUAAAUCAAAAGAGGAUAAUGGAAGACGGAGAUAUGGCUCUUGUAGCGAGCUUCUCCAUGACAGUGCUAAUCAACAUAAUGAAACUUAUGAACGCUUAUAUACAUCAACGCGAUGAAACGUAGUCAAAUGACAAUACUAGGGGGGCACAUGAAUUUGGAUGUGUGCAUUCACUGGCAAUUCUUAUUUAAACAAUACGGAAUUCCAAUGUCGUGAAAAUUUUAGUGUUAGUUCAAUCAAGAUUACUUUUAUUAUUAGCUGCUAAAAUUAUUCUCUUUAAGCCUAUUAGAACGCCAUCGCAUGAAUUAUUUAAACAAUUAGAAUGGCUUCAAUUUGAAUACCGUUGCAAAUAUCUAACGGCUGUUAUGGUAUAUAAAUCUAUUAACAAUCUUACACCGAGUUAUAUAAGAGACAUUAUAAAGUUAUCAAACAAUACAAGAUAUUGAUUACGAUCUUCUACGCGACAAGACAUUGCCCACAUUCGACAUAAAACUCAAUACAAGAAACACUCGUUUGCAUGCUGCAGCGGGACAGUUUGGAACUCUUUACCAAAACGAAUACGUAAAUCGAACACGGAAAAGUCUUUUAAAGCCUGCUGCAAGAAGUUCUUUUUACAUAAUCAAUUGCAAAAACCGUUGUAAGAAUUGUACGCAUAAUUCCAUGACUAUUGUUUUUACAUUAUAAAUAUCUCGAGUAAGGUGUUAAAUACAUGUGUGACUGUCCUACUUACUCAGUUAAUAAAUUUUAAUGAUACGAUUUGUUACCCUUUAGGUACAAAUUGAUGUAUUGUUCGGCAUUGAUGUUAUAAUUAAUGUAUUAUAUUCAUGUUUCUUUAUGUUUUCGUAUAACAUUUUAAUACGUACCCUUUUGAAAUAACAUAAAUUUAUGCUUGUGUUUUCAUUCUAAGCAUUUAUGUGUGUGUGCGUGUGUAUGUUCUUUCAGAAGGCCACAUUGUAAAUAAGUCGUGUGUUAUGUUUGUUUAUAAUAUGAUGCCUAUGUCUUAAUGUGUUACCUUCUUUAAAUAAAGUUAUUAUUAUUAUUAUUAUUAUUAUUAUUAUUAUUAUUAUUAUUAUUAUUAUUAUUAUUAUUGUGCCUUUUUGACUCCCGGAACCCGGCGUUGAACAAUUAUCUCUGGGCACAUGCUUUGUUAAUUGUUAUGAAGAUAAAUUAUAGUGAAAUUACAUAAUGAUAGUUGAAACAAUGAGAUUAGUGAUUACAUUUUUUAUUGCUGUC